GACAUGGGGAUGCGGAAAUACUGAACCGUUGUUUUGCUAGCUUGAAUGAUAGCACCGAUAGUCAGUUACAAUUCAUUAUAUGUAUCCUGUAACAGUUUAUAAGUAAACAACACCCAUGGUCAGGAUGACUCAGAGGCACUGCCUGGAGGGCCAGGUGUACUCAGUGCCUCUCGUCCAGCCAGACCUGAGAAGAGAGGAGGCUGUCCAUCAGAUAGCAGAUGCAUUACUCUACCUGGAGACCAUCUCUACGGACAUUUUCAGAAGGGUGUCUGACAGUGUAGAGAAGAACCGCUGCCAGCUGAAGAGCAUCACUGACCGGAUCAGACUAGCUCAAGCCCGCGUCGACAAGAUCAAAGGCAGUAAGAAGGCCACCAAGGUUUUCUCCAGUGCCAAGUACCCGGCCCCAGAUCGACUUGAGGAUUACUCAUCAAUCUUUGCUGAGGCUACAGACCCCUCUUCACAAACCCGUUCCCGACAUAGGAUACAGAAUAAACUUCGACCCUUUGAUGAGAAGGCCUUGGAGGAGAAGCUGAUAUAUUUCCCAGUGUGUGUGAGCAAUAAGAAGAGGUCUGAGGAUGAGACGGAGGAGGGGCUGGGCAGCCUGCCACGCAACAUCUCAUCUGUCAGCUCGCUGUUGCUCUUUAAUACCACGGAGAACCUAUAUAAGAAGUAUGUGUUCCUUGAUCCUCUGGCGGGAGCAGUGACAAAAACACACACAACACUAGAGACAGAAAAAGAACAGAAGCCGUUUGACGCACCGUUGUCCAUUACGAAGAGAGAGCAGCUGGAGAGACAGACAGCAGAGUCUUAUUUCUAUGUGCCAGACCUGGGCCAGGUGCCCGAGAUAGAUGUGCCGUCCUACCUGCCUGACCUGCCAGGCAUCGCAGACGACCUGUCCUACAGCGCCGACCUCGGGCCUGGAUUCGCCCCAUCCGGACCCACCCUCAACAUCCCUGAGCUGCCCUCCAUCACAGAGGAGAGCACCGCACCUGGACCUCAGCUCCAACCUAAUGUUCCACCUCCUCCACCACCUCCCCCUCCACCUCCUCCUCCUCCUGAGCCUGCCCUCGCCCCGGCGACUCCUGCAGGAGCUCCUCCUCCUCCUCCUCCACCUCCUCCUCCUGUUGACGGCCCCACGGAAGUCUCUCGAGCUCCAAGUUCAGGCCCGGUGUCUGGUGCUCCCAGCGAGGUGGUUCAGCCGUCAGACAGCCGUGCCAGUCUCCUGGAGUCUAUCCGCAACGCCGGUGGCAUCGGCAAGGCCAAGUUACGCAACGUCAAAGAGCGCAAGAUGGAGAAGAAGAAACAGAAGGAGCAAGAACAAGCAGUGGGAGCGGCAUCUAGUGGUGGAGACUUUAUGUCUGACCUCUUCAAUAAACUUGCCAUGCGAAGGAAAGGCAUAUCUGGUAAGGGUCCAGUGGGUGGGGAGACGGCAGAUGCUCCCGCUGGUACCGGCGGUGCAUUUGCCAGGAUGUCGGAUGUCAUCCCACCACUUCCUGCCCCACAUUCAACAACGGAUGACGAUGACUGGGAAGCAUAACUCCACGGACGACGAACACUUGAAGCACUGAUAAUGAAAGCAUUCGGUAGUGUUGGGAUCAUUUUGUGUACAAGGGACUUCCAAUCACACAAUAUUAUGAUCAAAAUUUCUCCAACUAACAGAAACUCUCACUGUAAGAUAGGCAACUGACUUCAUAAUGAUAAAACAUAACUAAAAUCCAAUUAAUAAUAAUUAUUAACAAUUUAUUGAUAAUGAUAUUCAUUGUAAAACAUAUUUUCAGAAGAUAAACAAGCAGACCAGUCAUUUCAUCUCUCCAUUUAAUAAGUUUGUUUUGCAUGACAUAACACUUUACAUCGAGUGCUUUAAAUAUUUAAUAUCUUCUCCAAGUGUGAAUCAGUCACAUUGAUGCUUAAUUCACUGCUGCUUCAGAAUGUAUUCAGUAUUUUUUUUUUAUUAUUAAUUUUUGCCUCUAACAUGUUCUUGGCUGAAUUAGAAGAUACUGCAGGUCUCAUUCAACUGACUCAAUCAGAUAAAUGAUCCCUUUGGCCUUGGUCUGCAGUGUGCCAUCAAAUACUUAUCGUCAUCAUUCUCUAAUUCAUCUUCACGUCUCUAAACCAGAGCUGUUAGCAAGCCAAAGCAGAACAUAAGCCACAGAUAAGAUCUGACAGUUUGCAUGCAAAAUAAAGAGUGUGAUGUACUGAAAACAGGAAAGCUGCCUCCCUGGUUUAACCUUGAACUCGGGCCAGGAGCACUCAGACAUCCGAUGGCUUCAGAACGUUCAGGAACGUAAACAUGAAGCAGCAUAAAAGAGCUGCGGCCAUCUUGUGAUAAGGAACUUAUUUCAUAGCCCUCUAAUCGUCUUUGUAGUUUUUAUUAGAAGACAUUACAAUUCUUGGGUUGUUAAAAUUGCAGAGUUAGUUUCACUGGGUUUCCCCCAUAGUUCUUAACCCUGGUCUUGUAAAGUGGAACACGUGGGAAAUGUCAGUUGAAGCUGCACCGCUUCUUGUCCAGGAAGAACUGGGAAAGAAUAAAGACAACAUAUGA
Chelmon rostratus (copperband butterflyfish) is the source of this 2542-nucleotide messenger RNA. RefSeq names its product WAS protein family homolog 1 (gene wash1). The record is from RefSeq and is a predicted model, not a curated record. Lineage: Eukaryota; Metazoa; Chordata; Actinopteri; Chaetodontiformes; Chaetodontidae. Gene Ontology annotation, cellular component: recycling endosome; early endosome; WASH complex. Gene Ontology annotation, molecular function: alpha-tubulin binding; gamma-tubulin binding. Gene Ontology annotation, biological process: retrograde transport, endosome to Golgi; exocytosis; Arp2/3 complex-mediated actin nucleation. The coding region runs from base 116 to 1537 and encodes 473 amino acids. The transcript is spliced from 11 exons.